UUAUUUAGUAGAAAAAUGGCCGACGUCCUUAAGAAUAAGGACGAAGUUGGGCAUAUUUUAGUACAGGUGCAGGAUGAUUUAAGACAACUAAAAAAAUCUUGUUCGAUUGACUGUGCAAGAGAAUGGGGAAGUUUUGGACAUUCAAGCUUUGGAUGCAGCUAUCAGCAGGACAGAACAUGGAAUAAGGAGGCAUGCAGAGGAUCAUCUAAAACCAUUAAUAAUCAGUUUUUGACUCUACCCUGUAUUGAAGAGCCUGAAAAGAAGCCUGUCCCAGCCAAGCUUGUUAAAUGGCAGCCAACAUAUGAAACAAUACCAAAUGCACGUCCUCUGAGAUGCCAGGUUCCUGGUCCAUCACCAGGGGAAAAGCACAAGUCAGCGUUCAUCAUGCGUCUGCUGAAUAACCCCUUUCAUCCAAAGAACAAGGAGAUUGUGCAACAAAAUUAUGGGAUCCAACUUCCUCACCUGCACAAGACAACUGGAGCCAAUGUCGGGACUCAUAGGUUGGUUACUGGCCCAACUUUGAGUCUGACUACAACACGUGAUGGUCUGCCUAAACACCUACACCCUAAACCCCCACCCGAAUGUAGAGACAUAAAUGCAGGGCUGCUACCCUCAGCAGCUGACCUCUCUUUAGUUCAAACCCCAGUACAGCCCAAAGCUGUCCAUGUGCUCAGAGAGAGGACAGUGUCCAAAAAACUGAGAGUUCAGCAUCCAGGACCAUGCACCCCCCCUCCUUCAGCUGCUUCUGCGAGCUCUGACAGUGGAGUACUGAAUCGUGGGAUAGCCCGACUCACCCCACUUAACUUGCGGAGCAUUCCAUUGCCAGCUGCUGUCAGCAAAUAUCCUUUCACCAUAGCUAAGGGUCAGAUUGACUCAAAAGAUUCUGACUACUGUAGGUUUAAAAAGCAAUACUGUCUCUACUGGGCUGCAAUGGUAGAGGCUUUGGACCAGCUGCAGCGGAUGCUAUUAGACUUCGCAGUGCCACUGGCGCGGGUGUGUGGGGAGCGUCUGGCAGCGUGCGUGCAGAGCGGUGAGCUCAACUGGAGAGACGGCAGGGGCCGGCGCGUCCAUGUGGAGAAGCUGCUCUCGGUGCUGGAGAACAGAGAUGAGGUAUGGGACCUGAUGUGUCAGCCUGGCCAGCGCUACAAAUGCAUCGAGGCAUCACACGCAGCGGCUGUGUGCAUCCAGACCUGCUGGCGUUACUCUGCCCGUACCGCCUACCUGCUCCAACUCAGGCCCAAAUGGGCGGCACAAGUUAUUGCCAUAUCUCUGCUGAAACAUGCCAAACUGGGCCAUUUGAAGAAGAGUCUACAGGCCUCGCGUAUCCGCCAACUGGAAAACUACCGCAUCAGGGCAGAGAGUCUGGCAGCCAACUGGAAACACAUCACCUCCACCAAAAGGACGAUCAUCCACAUUCCAUCAUUGGGAUAUUCCCAACACCAGCGGCUCAAUCUCAAGGGGUUUGAUGUUCUCCAGAAUACCCAGAUGGGCAGACUCUGUGAUAUCAGAGAUGAGAAUGUUGAGGUCAUCUAUGUGUCUCCGGUGCGCCUGGGUGAGGAUGUUCUCCAGUAUUACACUCGCCUGCUGGGCCUGCAGACUGCCAUUGAGCUGGGUGACGCUUCUGCGCCUGAGUCCCACUGUGCCAAACGCUUCACUAUCCUCGUGCCAGAAACGCUGGAGUAUUUUUCGACCCGAAACAUGUGUCUAGCUUCGCUCCUGAAGUACAGUCCUCGAACGCUACAGCGCAUCAAGAAUUUGAUCCAGGGCAAGCAGGCCUACAUUAUUGGCGGUGUCACCUGUAUUGAUGACCUGGCUGUGGCAGAUGAGCUAGAAGUUCCACUUCUGGGCACAGAGCCUGCGGUGACCCAGCUAUACAGCACUAAAUCCGGGGGAAAGAGGAUCUUCAGUAGCGCAGGUGUCGACAUGCCUCCAAGAAAGUGGGAUAUAUACACCCUGGAGCAGCUUCACGAAGGUCUGGCCCGGCUGAUGACAGAACACAUGGAUGUCCAGCGAUGGCUCUUCAAGAUAGAUAGUGAAGUGGGUGGACGGGAACGGCCUAUUGAAUCGGUGGUGAUCAAAUUCUUAGAGGAGGUUCCUCAUCUUCUGGCUACCUAUGCACAUCCCGCCAACACAUCCUGCUAUGCCACAUGGAGCCGUUUCUUAGAAGACUUCCUUAGGGAAGGUGGAGUUAUAGAAGCCUUCCCGCCUUCAGAUAGUGUGACAUGUCUGACGGUGGAUCUUCUGGUGGAGCCGGGAGGAGAUGUUUGCAUGCUGUCCUGUGGAGAUCAACUGCGUGGGCCCAGUGGGUUGGAAGUGGUGGGCUGCACCGUACCUCAGACCUCCAUCUGCCCUGAUGUCCUGCACUCCAUUUGCUCUCGUGUGGGUCAGGCCUGUCAGCAGCGCUCCAUCAUGGGCCACAUCUCCCUAGAUCUAGUCACCUUUCUGGAUCCCAGCAACCUGGAGCAGCAGGUAUGGGCUAUUGAUCUUGACCUGGGCUACAGUAACCAGUUGGCCAUGACCCAGCUGAUGCUCAUGAUGACGCGGGGGACGCUGGACUGCCGCACCAGUAAACUAGAGGUUCCACUUCCAGUCAGAGAUGUGAGGCCUUCUGUACGCCAUGCUAGAGGAAAGACCAAAGCUCGAACCUCAGUGACCAAUCGCUUUGCAGUGAUGUGCACCCGACUUCUUCACACCAAUCUUUCUUUGGUGUAUUACAGCACAUUUUUUCUGAUGUGCAAAGCGCAGGGCAUAGGUUAUGAUGUCAAGGCAAAGCAAGGCACUGUGUUCGCCCUCCAUGACAGCAGAGAUCGAAGAAGCCUUGGCAUACUAACAAUCUCGGAGGAUCUCCAGGGAGCUCUGCUGACCUUUGCUCGCAACCUGUCAAUCAUUCAUCAGGAAAUAUCAGCUCCAAACAUGCAAGGAACAAACAAUUUUAAGGACCUUAUCAAGGACAUUGAGGAAGUCCUGGGCAUGACCAUACAAAACCAAACCACAUCUCAAGAAGAAAAGGAGAUUACUGCAGCUGAGAGCGUACAGUUAUCAUCUCAUAAACCUCACAGAUCAACCCUAAUUUAGUCAACAUGCUUAUAGAGUAUCAUACAAUAGCAUUUACACAUUCAGUUAUACUUCAUUAUAAUCAUUCAAAAAAUAAUAACUUUUGAUAGUUGUUAACAGAUAAUUAUAAUGUACAAUUACAAUGCACACAGCUUAUAAACAGUAGCAACAUCCAUAUAAUAAGUGAAUCUGUUGUAAGUUAUUUCAAAAAAGCCUUCAAUAAAAGUUAUACAUACAGUUUUGGUGGAUUCAGGAGAUUGUUUUAUUAAAUAAAAAUACUUUUCAAUAUUAAAAGA
Messenger RNA from Puntigrus tetrazona (Sumatra barb), 3350 nucleotides. RefSeq names its product IQ motif containing H (gene iqch). The record is from RefSeq and is a predicted model, not a curated record. NCBI's taxonomy places the organism in Eukaryota, Metazoa, Chordata, Actinopteri, Cypriniformes, Cyprinidae.